This is a messenger RNA of Nerophis lumbriciformis (worm pipefish), 1622 nucleotides long. It is a transcript of the gene rpp38, whose product is annotated as ribonuclease P/MRP 38 subunit. Gene Ontology annotation, cellular component: ribonuclease MRP complex; nucleolar ribonuclease P complex; fibrillar center. Gene Ontology annotation, biological process: tRNA 5'-leader removal. Gene Ontology annotation, molecular function: ribonuclease P activity; ribonuclease P RNA binding. NCBI's taxonomy places the organism in Eukaryota, Metazoa, Chordata, Actinopteri, Syngnathiformes, Syngnathidae. The record is from RefSeq and is a predicted model, not a curated record.
CUGCUUGUUUUUUUGUUAUGUUUUUUUUAAAUAAAGUUUUUUCAAUUUAAACAAGAUGGUGGCACCCGGUAGCUAGUUCGUGUGUUUGGAUGCAUGGUAAAGAUAUUUUCACGUUGAGGAAAUUCUAAUAAGAAUACACUCUUUUUCCUUGGUAACGAACAGUGAAGAAAUGUCUACGCCAGGCAAGUCAGGCGGCAAAAAGGACAAAAUAAAAGCUAUUCCACCCAAAACCUCCUUCUCCUGCCCUUUCACACAGCAUUGGAGACCACUUCCUCAACAAGACAUACAUUUCAUCCUGGCUACCUUAAAAGAAAAACUAACUUCAAUGGGUUUAGAAAAGAAAGAGCCAAAAGUGUUUCGCCCGUGGAAGAAAAAAGGCAGAGGUAAAACUCCCUCAUCUAGGUCAGAUCCUGUCCCAGAGGCGAGCCAAGACCUAGAUACGAAUGAUUCUCCUAAGGGUGGCUGGACAGAUGUAGUGGUGAGAAGACAACUAGCUGUGGGCAUCAAUGAGGUUACCAAAGCUCUGGAGAGGAACCAACUCAAACUGGUUUUAGUGUGCAAGUCUGUCAAGCCAAAGCACAUGACUCAUCACCUGAUAGCGCUGAGCGCCACAAGAGGAAUCCCUGCCUGCCAGGUGCCCCGGCUAAGCGAGAGUGUGGCGCAACAGCUGGGCCUGAAGAGUGUCCUAGCAUUGGGGUUCAGGAGUGAAGGUUUUACUGACACCGUGGAGGCCAUCAUACCCAAGGUUCCCUCAAUCGAUGUUGCCUGGCUACAAGGUGAGACUGCGAGUGUGGCAUCACAACCGGAGAGAAGCAAGAGAGCGAGCCAGAAAAGAAAGCUGGACCCUGAGUGUGAAGAGUCUGCCUCAUCCUUCACACUGCACCCACUUACAGUGAAAAGAAUAGUUCCCAACCCUGCAAAGAAGAGAAAGCUGAAAGCAAAGCAAGGAGAGCAGCAGGUGUGUUAGAAGGUGGAAAAAUGCCAGCACUGUGUCAGGAGAGCAGCAGGUGUGUUGGAAGGUGGAACAAUGCCAGUGUGAAAGGAGUAUUUCUCCAAAAGGUUGAAGAUUGCAGAGUCAACAUUGUCCUCCCCAUCCAGUUUUGGUGCCAUUCAUACUUAACAGUAACAGGAAUAGAGACCGCACAAACAUAGUAUUGUGGAAAAAUACAUAUUUGGAUUCUGCAUUCAAAGGCAGAAAAAUAGCAAGUUUCAAUGCAGGGGUCAUGAGCUACCACCAAAGGGUCAAAUACAAUUUGCUUCAAUUUUUGUAUUUAUAACUGUUAAAUUCAGAGGUUAAACAGAUAAUCUCCAAUGUUAUUUUUUCAUUUGAAACCCCAACAAAGAAGUUAGGGUAUGACUUUAAAGUAUGAGUGGCGAUGAUGUAUUUUGCGAUUUUCAAGCAACACCAAAACUUUUCUGUGACGGGUAACACAUGUAAAAAAAAAAAAUGCUCCUUGAUGAUUUUGUAAAGUGAAUUUAUUCAAAUGUCCAUGCUGGUAUAGGCGGUGUGUGCGUUGAAACAGAUUAUUUGCAUGGGCUCAUGUUGUGUAAAUGAUGCUGGUACAAGUCCUUCCAUCUUUCUCACAUCUUACAAUGGAUUUGAAUAAAAAUAUUGACCUUCA